Arabidopsis arenosa is the source of this 1677-nucleotide messenger RNA. Lineage: Eukaryota; Viridiplantae; Streptophyta; Magnoliopsida; Brassicales; Brassicaceae. The record is from the annotation of a GenBank genome assembly.
GUCUCAAAGAGAAUUAAACAACCACAAAGAUGUUUGAAGCCGGAGCAUUAUUUGGUUUCACCGGCACGACCAUGGCGAGUCUUAUGUUCUUCUGGUCAAUGUACAGACAGUUUGUGCCAUACCAACUCAGAGACUACUUGGAGAAAUGUUUUUACAAGAUGUUCGGUUUGGUCUCAACUUCUGUUCACAUCAAAUUCACUGAAUACACAGAAGAUAAAGGUCUCAAGAAAAGCCAAGCUUAUGAUUUGAUACGCAACUACUUAUCCUCGAAAUCAACGGCUCGUGCUCAGAGGUUAAAGGCUAAUGAAUCAAAAAACAGCAAAUCUUUGGUGCUUAGUUUGGACGAUCACGAGGCUGUUGAAGAUGUGUUCCAAGGUGUGAAGGUGGUGUGGUCUUUGAGCGUGUGGAAGAGUGAUAAUCAAGCUGAUUCGAGCGAGAAAAGGUACUUGACUUUGAGUUUCCAUAAUCGGUAUAGAGAGAUGAUCACAACGACUUAUCUUGAUCAUGUUUUGAGAGAAGGGAAAGAGAUUGGGUUGAAGAACAGAGAGAGGAAGCUUUACACUAAUAAUUCAAGUCAAGAUUAUUCGGCUUGGAGAGAAGGAAGAUGGAGCAACGUUCCUUUUGAUCAUCCGGCGACGUUUGAGACUUUGGCUAUGGAUCUUGAGAAGAAGGAAGGGAUUAAGAAGGAUUUGAUUAAGUUUACUAAAGGAAAAGAUUAUUAUAGGAAGGUUGGGAAGCCAUGGAAACGCGGUUAUCUCUUGUUUGGACCGCCCGGGACAGGGAAAUCGACGAUGAUAUCCGCAAUGGCGAAUUUCUUGGAGUAUGAUGUGUAUGAUCUUGAGUUGACGACUGUGAAGGAUAACUCGGAGUUGAAGAAGUUAAUGUUGGAUACAAAAGGGAAGUCUAUAGUUGUGAUUGAAGAUAUUGAUUGUUCGCUUGAUCUUACGGGACAGAGAAAGAAGAAGAAGGAGGAAGAUGAGGAUGAAGAGGAUGAAGAAAAGAAAGCUGAGAAGUUGUUGAAGAGAGAAAGAAGUGAGAGAGAGAGUAAGGUUACUUUGUCGGGGCUAUUAAACGCCAUUGAUGGGUUGUGGUCAGCUUGUAGUGGAGAGAAGAUUAUUGUGUUUACAACGAAUUAUUUGGAUAAGCUUGAUCCGGCAUUGAUACGUAGAGGAAGAAUGGACAACCAUAUUGAGAUGUCUUAUUGUAGGUUUGAAGCUUUUAAGGUUUUGGCUAAGAACUACUUGGAGAUUGAGUCACAUGACUUGUAUGGAGAAAUCGAGCGGUUGGUGGAGGAAACGGACAUGUCUCCAGCUGAUGUUGCUGAGAAUUUGAUGCCGAAAUCUGAUGAAGAUGAUGCAGAUAUUUGCCUUAGGCGGUUGGUUAUGUCUUUGGAGGAAGAGAAGGAGAAAGCAAGGAAGUUGGCUGAGGAAGAAAAGAAGAAGAAAGAAGAGAGGGAUGCAAGGAGGAAGAAGAAGAAAGCAGAGGAAGAACACAAAAAGAAGAAGGAAACAGAGGAAAACGGCGACGUUUUUCGCGAUAAUGGUAACCUUAUUUGAGCAAAGAUCUUUAUCAGAAAAAGAAGAAGGAAAAAAGAUUGGAGCGUAGAUGUGAUGAAUUAAUAUUUGAGUCUACUCUUUCUUUAGGUUUUGUUUUGUCUAAUAAAUUUUAAAUGCAAUA